This is a messenger RNA of Colletotrichum scovillei, 1839 nucleotides long. RefSeq lists its product as uncharacterized. The record is from RefSeq and is a predicted model, not a curated record. The transcript has 2 exons. NCBI's taxonomy places the organism in Eukaryota, Fungi, Ascomycota, Sordariomycetes, Glomerellales, Glomerellaceae. Bases 473 to 1444 code for a protein of 323 amino acids.
GCCAUCAAAACGGUGAGCACAGCCGUUCGCCCUAAACAAAGGAGGCGCUCAUUUCGUUCCCUCUUUAGUGUGCUGGCGCAGCUCUUGCUACGGUCAAAUUCAGGCUCCAGAGUCGUAUUUCUUUUUCUUGGAAUCGUUCUCCGGUUUCCAUCUUCCCUGUUCACUUGAUGUUUACUGUUCAUUGUUUCUGUUGUUUUAAUACUGCCACCUUCUCCAACCUUGACUGUGUCAUAACCUGGAUAGAUUGAAGCCAUCGUCACUCUAUCAAGGUCGACAAAAAGCCACCCUCGACGCCAUUUUGAGGGCCGCCACAAGCCACUCGACACUCUAUUUUCUCUUCUUCCUCUGAGCAUGCAACUUUGCCAUAUACCCCGGUCCUUGACGUCAGAAACUUCCCUUGACUUGUCUCUCCUUCCAUCUCUUUGCGUGUCGCCUUCAAUAUAGGUGUUUUCGUACAUACAGGCUAAACAUCAUGGCCGACCUCACAACUAGCCUGGCUACCAGGUCACUCCCGAAAAUCGAGACGAUCCAGAAUGGACCACUAUCAGGCCUCCAGGCAUAUGGGUCGCUCCUCCUCGUCUCAAGCGUCAUCGUCGUUGUACUCAUCGCCAACAUUCUCGAACGAUGGCUACUGGAAAGAGUCUAUGGCGAGAUCUAUGCAGUUCUACAGCGCCCUGAGAACGAAAAGAGACGACGCUCCUUUACGUACUACCAUAUUGGUGCCAUUAUCAUGCUCACACUCUUCUGCAUCGGAGUCUACCCUGUGUUCCGUUUCCUCAUCGGGUCUGCCGACUUGACAACGGACGUGUCGCCAGGACCAGGAAGGCGUAUCAGAGUAGGCGAUCUGUUGUUUACGGUGGCGCAAACAUAUAGCGCCUACUACGUCUUCGAGCUCUGUUAUCGCACACAAUUCGCGAGUCCUCUCAGUAUCGCCCAUCAUAUUGGACUUUUGGCCAUCACGCAGACCGCCCUCUCCCUGUUUGGAAACAUCGAGCACCACCCAGAAGCAACAAUCGAGUUCUACAUGUGCAUGGUGUGGGGCGCUUUCGAUGUCGUAGUAGAAUUGCCCAUCUACCUUUCUAUGAUCAUCUGGCGAAUCAAGCGGCGUGAUCAUCGACUACUCUCCUACCUCACCUCCGCCUGCUUCGUGUGGGUUAUUGUUGGUGCUGUCUCGGAGACCGCAGUCACGAUAUACCUCUUGCACAAGUCUUGGGAUCGAUGGGGUCAUGUGUGGAGAGUGGUCACUCCCGUCAUCUUCACGCUAUGGAUCACGACCCAGCUCUACGGCGCAACGAGGCUCUUUGCAAUGGCUCGGUCGGAGAGGUGGAAGGCCAGCAAGCGAUCGCCGGAGGAAGGGUCUGUGGAGCCCAUUGCCGAACUACCAGGAGCAGUGGAAGACGGAGAAGUACCCGGACAAGAAGAAUCCAAGAACAAAGCAGUAUAAUGGCUCCAGAGAAGCUUGAGUGCUACGAGGCCGCCCACUCCCAUUCGAACAAAUCACACCCCCCACACGAGAACUGGACUAUGCCUUGUUCGUUGAUGCUUGGGCCGACGAAAUGGUACCUCGAAAAUAAUUCUCAUCGAUAGUUUUGAGGAUUUACCAAGUACCGGACCUGGCAACAAUCUCUCUCUGAUCGAAGGGGAACAACGCGCGACUGACUAAAGUUUGCGGGCACUUUCUCUAUCUAGUGGGACUCUGAUCACCGACAGAAACAUCAACGAUUGCCAAGUCCUCCACCUACGCGCUUACAUGACAGUUCGCGCAAGCUUCAAAGCCGCCAUUUUAUAAUCGGUGGCCAAUCUUUUUAUGUUACGUGGUAGUCCAGAAGGAUAGGGGCU